AUCACACAAAAGUCAAGCGUGUUGUAGCCUCACCACUAAACCAACCUCACAAAAAAAUGAAAAAACACUAAAUCCUGAUUGUUUCCAAACCCCCAUGACUCCGUGUUUAUGUGUGUUGCUCUGUUUCGGCAUCAAAGCAGUUUCCUCCAUCGACACUCUCACACAAGGAGACUAUCUCGACUCCUCGUCUCAGCUCGACUCCCCCAACGGCCUCUUCACGCUACGCUUCUACACCCCUGGAUCCAACCAAUCCACACUAAACAUUUACUUAGCAAUCUUGUUCAACAGCGGCGCCGCCUCCGCUCUUGUCUCACACAAAGCAAUCUGGAUCGCCAACCGCGACGACCCCGUCCUCAAAAACUCCGACCCCCAGCUCUCCCUCGGCUCCCGAGGCGAUCUCACCAUCACCCGCGAUGGAGGCGAUUCCAUCCAACUCUACACCCCCCGAGGAUCAAACACCACUACAACUAACAUAACCGCCACACUCCUCAACACCGGGAAUUUCAUCGUUCGCUCGAAUCAUGAACCACAACAAGUGCUAUGGCAGAGCUAUGAUCACCCCACUGACACCCUUCUCUCAGGAAUGAAGCUAUCAGCAAACACCAAGAUCACUUCAUGGCUCACGCCGUCUAAUCCCGUGCCCGGCCCUUUCACUCUGGAGUGGGAUCCCAAUCCAGGUGAGCUGGUCAUCAGACGGCGAGGGAUGGCGUACUGGAGGAGCGGACGCCUCGUGGACUAUCAUGACGACGAUUUGGGGAAUGUCAAGAAUUUCGAGAAUUUCUAUAUGAGGCCCGAUCGCGACAACUUCAACUAUAACUUAACUAGCGGGGGAGACUACUUCAUGUACACAGUGAUCCAGGGCGGGACGAUGGAGAGUCGGAAGGUGACUUCAGGGUGGUUGCUGGACGAGACGGGGAACGUGUCGACCAUCGAUGACAAGGGUCUGAGGGUGGUUAUGGCCAGCGUUUGCGAUGGUUACAGGUCUAAUGGUGAUGGUUACAGCAAAGGGUGUGAGCUGUGGGAGCUGCCCAAGUGCAGGAACAAGAAUCAGGUGUUUGAUCAGCGGUCGGGAGAUUUUAGGGAUGUGAGAGGGCGAUCGGUUAUGCCAACUAUCGACGGAAACGGGAGCCUUAUACUGAGUGACUGCAGGGAUACCUGCUGGAGAUGGAGUGAUUGCGAAUGCGCGGGAUAUUCGAAUUAUAUGGGACAAGACUAUGGGUGCAGCUAUUGGAUUGGUGGAGAUUUGGAGUGGGUGCAGGAUAAUUCUGGUGCCGAUGACAAGAUAUAUGUUCUUCAAUCUCCCCCAAAAGCAAAAGCGAAAUCGUAUAUGGGAAUAAUCAUGGGUGAAGUGGGUGCAAUUCUACUGCUUACGUUGGCAUUUGUUCUUUUGAUCAUGCGAAAUCGUAAGGUGAAAAGGGAGGAAAGAUUACAUGAACUCCUGACAUUGGAGGGAUAUACGGGAAGUUACGAGCUCGAGAACAGAGGAGCCAAUGGUCAUCAGCUUAAGCUUUUCACUUAUGCAUCCAUCAUCUCUGCUACUAACAACUUCUCCUCCAACAACAAACUCGGAGAGGGCGGUUUCGGCCCCGUUUAUAAGGGUAGAAUAGGGGAAGGCCAAGACAUAGCAGUGAAGCUUCUAUCACGAAAGUCGGGACAGGGCUUGCUUGAGUUCAAAAAUGAGCUCAUACUCAUUUCUGAACUGCAACAUGUCAACCUUGUUAAGCUUAUAGGAUUUUGCAUUCACAAAGAUGACAAAAUGAUUAUAUAUGACUACAUGCCUAACAAAAGUCUUGAUUGCUUUCUUUUCAGUCCAUCCAGGAGGGAGCAGUUAGAUUGGGAGAAACGGUUCAACAUCAUCGAGGGGACUGCUCAGGGGCUACUGUACCUCCACAAGCACUCCCGCCUCAAAAUCAUCCAUCGUGACAUGAAACCAAACAACAUACUACUUGAUCAAAACAUGACUCCCAAGAUCUCUGAUUUCGGCCUUGCAAGAAUCUUCAAAGAGGAUGUUGAUGAAGUCAACACAAACCAACGCGUUGGGACUUAUGGUUACAUGGCCCCUGAGUAUGCAAUGCAAGGCAUAUUCUCGGUCAAGUCCGAUGUGUACAGUUAUGGAGUUUUAGUACUAGAGAUUGUGAGCGGUAGGAGAAACGGAAGCUUCCACGAGAUUGAAGGCCCUUUGAGCAUCGUGGAAUACGCAUGGGAGCUGUGGAGAAAAGAUGAUGCAUUGCAACUCACGGAUCCAAUGUUGAGGGAUUCAUGUGUGACGGAGCAACUGCAGAAAUGCAUUCACAUUGGGCUUCUGUGUGUUGAGAAUCAAGCAGUGGAUCGACCAACCAUUGAAGAUGUUUUAUUCAUGCUCAAAAAUGAGACAGCAACUCUGCCGAUACCCAAAAAUCCAGCAUUUAUCACAAGAAAUAGUGUGUUUCAACAAGUGGACAAAGCUAUACCACAACAGUUAUCAAACAAUCAAGUCACACUUUCUCAGUUAUCAGGAAGAUAGAACAUAGAAUAAAUGUCCACUUUUUUUGUUUUUCAUCCAAAUAUAAUUAUUCGUGUUAUAUUAAUAUAUUACCUCAAACAAA
Salvia hispanica is the source of this 2585-nucleotide messenger RNA. RefSeq names its product G-type lectin S-receptor-like serine/threonine-protein kinase At1g11330. Gene Ontology annotation, molecular function: ATP binding; protein serine/threonine kinase activity. Gene Ontology annotation, biological process: protein phosphorylation. Lineage: Eukaryota; Viridiplantae; Streptophyta; Magnoliopsida; Lamiales; Lamiaceae. The record is from RefSeq and is a predicted model, not a curated record. Gene Ontology annotation, cellular component: plasma membrane.